This is a messenger RNA of Lynx canadensis (Canada lynx), 980 nucleotides long. It is a transcript of the gene NOL3, whose product is annotated as nucleolar protein 3. Gene Ontology annotation, biological process: negative regulation of intrinsic apoptotic signaling pathway; negative regulation of extrinsic apoptotic signaling pathway; negative regulation of release of cytochrome c from mitochondria. Gene Ontology annotation, cellular component: mitochondrion. Gene Ontology annotation, molecular function: caspase binding; death receptor binding; death effector domain binding. The record is from RefSeq and is a predicted model, not a curated record. NCBI's taxonomy places the organism in Eukaryota, Metazoa, Chordata, Mammalia, Carnivora, Felidae. The coding region runs from base 168 to 824 and encodes 218 amino acids. The transcript is spliced from 4 exons.
GAGCCCCGCCCCUCCGCCGGACUCUAGCUCUGGGACUGGGUGGAGGGGAGGUAAGGGGAGCCUUGUGAUCUCACUUUCGCAAAAGCUCCCGCAGUUUCCCACAACCCUUGCUCCCUAGCGUUAAGAGCCUGCGCAGCGAGGUGGGAAGGAGACCCAGACCCCUCUGGAUGCGUGGCACCUGUAACCUCCUGAAGCUCCGGGAAGAAUAUGCCCCCACCAUGGGCAAUGCGCAGGAGCGGCCCUCAGAGACGAUCGAUCGCGAGCGGAAACGCCUAGUGGAGACGCUGCAGGACGACUCCGGGCUGCUGCUGGAUGCACUGCUGGCGCGUGGCGUGCUCACCGGGCCUGAGUAUGAGGCGUUGGACGCGCUGCCUGAUGCCGAGCGCAGGGUGCGUCGCCUGCUGUUGCUGGUACAAAGCAAGGGCGAGGCCGCCUGCCAGGAGCUGCUGCACUGCGCCCAGCGUACUACGCGCGCGCCAGACCCAGCCUGGGACUGGCAGCACGUGGGCACUGGCUACCGGGAACGCAGCUACGACUCUCCAUGCCCUCGCCACUGGACGCCUGAGGCACCUGACUUGAGGACCGCUUGCCCCGAACCGCCCAGAGCUUCAGACUGCGACGAGGCUGGGGUUUCAGGGGGCUCGGAGGCAGUAUCCGGAACCCUCGAGGAACUCGAUCCGGAAGUGGAAGCUGAAGUCUCUGAAGGGGCUGAGCCAGAGUUGGAACCCCAAAUGGAUCCGGAACCAGAGCCAGCACCUGAACUGGAGCCAGAGCCAGAGCCAGAGCCCGACUUUGAGGCGGGUGACGAGUCUGAAGAUUCCUGAAUGUCAGAGUGCUGAUAGGCUGCUGCUCUCUGCCCAAAGCAGACAGGACCUGGGAUCCUGCUCUGGCAUUGGGGAGGAUGCCACCAAGUCUCCACCUGACCCAGUACCACUGGAAGUGAAUAAACUCCGGUGGGUCACCUUGGGCCCUCUCUGUGA